Molecule: messenger RNA, 2709 nt
Organism: Schistosoma turkestanicum
Lineage: Eukaryota; Metazoa; Platyhelminthes; Trematoda; Strigeidida; Schistosomatidae
Source: the annotation of a GenBank genome assembly
AUGAUGUCUGGUGUUGUUGAGUCAGUCAGUAAACUGUGUCCAAUUUGUCAAGAUGAUAUUGACUACUUCGCAUACGGAUCAUGUAAUCAUCCUACAUGUACAAGAUGUGUUCUGAAGUUACGGAAAUUCGGAAGUGCCGAUGAGCCUGAAUUUUCACAAUGUCCUACUUGUAGGCAAAACAUUAAUAGAGUUGCGAUAAUGAGAAGUUUCGUGCCUUUCGACAGUAUUGAUGUGUCCUUACUUCGACAUGACUCGAAAUUUGAUUUUAUGUUCCCCGAUAGGGAGAUUGAGCAGCACUACUUGAACAUGCUGAAAUCAAUUUGCCCUAUUUGUGGUGAAGAAAAGAAGUCCCUCUCUGCCUUAAAUAGACACACUACUUUAGAGCAUCAACUUUCUUAUUGUGAUCUGUGCAUCCGAUAUGCCAGGCUUCUGCCGUGUGAAUUCGUGCUUAUGAAACCAGCUGACCUUACAAAACACAGAUCAUGGGAUAAAGAUAAGAAGAGAGGCCAUCCGCUGUGUGAUUUCUGUCAAGAACGAUUUUAUGAAAUGGAAGACUUGAUUGUCCAUAUCCGAGAUCUACACUUCUUGUGUGACCUUUGUAUGACUUCUGGAAAGUUUGUUGUUUUCAGACAACAGAAUGAAUUAUUAGAUCACUAUGGUGAAUCACAUCAUCUUUGUUCCGAGUGCCGUGCGCAACAACGUAUCUCAUGUUUCGCAACCGAGGAUCGUUUAGGCUUACAUCGUUUUCAAGAACAUCCAAAUGAAGUAGCCAACGAUCCAAAUUCUUGGCUUCCAAUUUCCAUACGACACGUAACAUCUUCCGAUUCGGCUUUCAGACGACGUGACCAGAUAUUUCCUGAUGUACAUACUGUGGGUGGCGUUCUUGAUGAAUCUGAUGGUAGACUUAUUUCCCAAGACCAUUCUAAUGUAACAUAUCGACGACCUAAUCCUUCUGAAUGGACUGGUGAAGAUUUUCCUUCACUUCAAUCGACCAAACCAACAAUCACAAGUUCUCAAUUAGCAACAGAUGAGUCUAGAAGCUCUCAAGCACCUAUACAAAGACUUAAAGAGUCAACUAAUGCUUUAACAGAACGCGAAAGAAACGAUACAAAUAAUACUGUACAAAAUAAACGACCAGCAACAGGUGGAAGUUGGGUUUCUCGUGUUGCUAAUGUCAAUUUUACCAAUAAAGAUCGUCUUACAUCGGAAGAUUUUCCCAGCUUAACACAAUCUCCAAAUCCUUCCUCUGGCAAUCCUCCUACUUGGGUCAGAAGUAAUACUUCUCAAACCAUACAAAGUCCUCAAACUACUACUACUUCUAAUCAAUUUGAUUUUCCAACUAUUGGAUCAAAUAACCAUGCUUCUGCUAGUAGUAGUAGUAGUAGUCCUUCGCCAGGAUGGCCUAAAACAAAUCGUAAUGUAUCUUCAGAGGAACAAUUGAAAUCCACAUUUCCACAGUCAACUUCACUGCCGACGCCCACAUCAUCUGAUUUUCCAUCACUUCCAAUAAAUUCUAAUCCUAGUCGUUCCAAUCUCAGCAUCAGUUCAACUUCAAAAUCAAUUUUGCAAACUAAAUCCAAUGUGCUUAAAACAUCAGUAGCUAAUGUGAAAAAGGUGAAAGCGGAGUCAUUAACUACUACAACAGAAUUAAAAAAUACAAAGAAACCAAAACCUAGACACAGUGCCAGAACAACAAACAUUGAUUCGGAUGAACAUGGUGGUAUGACUUUAAGGGAUGAUGUAGAGAAGUAUACUGAUGAUCAAUUACCAUUAGAAAAGCCUCAAUUUACUCAUAUACGGACAGUAGAUGUUCCUAAUAUCAAUGAAAAAUCAUCUACUCAAACAAAUUUAAUCAAUCAUGGGACAUUAUCACUUACAAAUGAUUUUCCAUGUUUAUCUGAAAAUAAUAAUAAUAAUAAUAAUAAUAAUGAUACAGUAUUGAAAAAAUUACAUAAUCAACAAGUAAACAAGAAAACCAUUGAUAAUACUAUAAUUCAUCAAUCAGUAAAACAAAAACAACAACAUUCUACUCAUAAAACAACAACUACUACUACUAAUAGUGCUGUAAAUAGUAACAUUUUGAAACCUGAAGUUAACGCGUUAAUUGAACUGAUCAAGUCUAUUCAAUUUAAUGACAAUAUGGAUAUUGAAUGUUUAUUGUACGCUAAUUCUCAAUACAUAGCUCCACCGGAUAUGGAAACACGUAAUCGUGAAUUAAUUCGAACGGUGGAAAAUGAUUUAUUUGAUAAAAGUGGCAAGACAGCUUUUAUUCGAUUCGCUGAUCUAUCACGUCGUUAUCGUUAUAAACAAAUCAAUGCUACAGCUUAUUUAGAAGGUUUAAUUGGUCUUUUAAAUGUUAGCACUAUGAAACAGAGCAAAGAUGGUGAUGAUGUUGACAAAGAAGAAGAAGAAGAAGCUAAUAUUCCAUAUUGGAUAGGUCCGAUGAUUUCUUUAUUGCCUGAUAUAGGACUUCAACGUGCCUUACUUCGUGCACUUCAAGCACAAGGAUCACCACGUAUUCCAGUUGAUAUGCAAGAGGCCUUAUUAAGAAGUGGUCAUCAAUUUAAGCGCAACAAAAUCCCUAUACUAACUCUACCUUCAUGGGCAAAAAAAGUGCUAAAAACAAUGCAAGCAUGUCAGGAAUGCGGUCAAGUUUGUCUACGAAGUGAUCUACCUGUUCAUAUGCAAUUGGCUCAUUCUGUCGUAUGA